AUGGACCUAGAUUCAGCGCCUGCUAGUGUCGAGACGGAUGCCUCUGACGAUAACGAUGAUUGCCCCGUCGUCGCUGCUGUGCCGGAUUUUUCAGCGCAGGAGACGGAAAUCAACGCCGUGCGCGAUAUGCUGGGCCGCUAUACGUAUCUUACCCUGCUAGAUUUCCGGACGACACCGCUUAACGAGUUUGACCGGAGCCAGGCGCUAGCGUUCCCGACGCUAUUUCCUAUCGGUGCUACAGAGUAUACGCUGCCGCGGAUGAGGUUUGUCACGUAUAAGCACUAUGCACGGCAUCUAAUGAAGCACGAAUCUGGCCGCUUUGCUAGGCAUCCCCGGUUUCGCUACGUCGUCUUUAACACAAUUAUGCGGCACCGGGCUUCGAAAAGCUCCGGAUUCUACGUCCGCCGCUUUGCGGAUCGGCCGGAGAUCUCUCUAAAUCAAUGA
Penicillium cinerascens is the source of this 444-nucleotide messenger RNA. RefSeq lists its product as uncharacterized. The transcript is spliced from 2 exons. The coding region runs from base 1 to 444 and encodes 147 amino acids. NCBI's taxonomy places the organism in Eukaryota, Fungi, Ascomycota, Eurotiomycetes, Eurotiales, Aspergillaceae. The record is from RefSeq and is a predicted model, not a curated record.